UGUUAACCGCCAAUACGUAACCUCGCGUAGCGUUAUAUUUUAAUGUUUCUUAACAAACAAUUUUAACUGAAUUUUUUAGGUACUUCGGUUUACAAUAUGUCGCAAGUAGUAAAAGCUAAAACUACAAGGAAAAAUGUUGGAACACAAACACGUGAAAUUGAUACUAUAUUAGAAAUAGCACGCUUGCAGGAACAAGUGAAGCUCCUUACAAUUGAAAAUGAACAUUUGAGAAAAUAUACUACUGAAAAUUCUCCAAGAGUUUUGAAAUCUAUAUCAUCUGCAACAUCUCCUAAUGACAUAAGUCUUGAACAUAAUGAAACAGUACAGAAAAAUUUGCAAAAUCAAAGUGUGCAAAGAAAAAAUAUCAAAUUAAUAUCACGUGGCUGUACUUGUAAAGGAAAAUGUUCAUCUAAAAUAUGUGGUUGUGUAAAAAAAAGUAUGCAAUGUGGAGAAUAUUGUAAAUGCAAUAAUGAUGCUUGCCAAAAUCAAGCAGACAAGGAUGUUAAUCAAAAUAAAGAAAAUUUAGAACAUAAUGAAUCGAGAUCUAAAGACACAGAAAGUAAAAAAAUAGUAAAUAAACAUAUGGUUCAUAUUCAUGCACAUAAAAGUUUGUUUAGUCCAGAUACUACUAUACAGGAAUCAGUUCCUAAUAUGGAACAAUUUAAAUCUAUAUCUUUAUACUUUGGUAAUCCUAAAACAUUAACUUUUGACUCAAAUGAAGAAGAUGAAGAAGAAGAAAAACAAAAAAAAAAUGAAGACAGAAAACUGAAGAGACCGUCAAUAAAAAAUAAUAAAAGUAGAACAAAGAAAAACAGUCUUGAAGUGAAUAGCUCUGAGUAUACAAGAAAACUUAGGUCCACUUCUAAUGAAGAAAAACGAAUGCAAAAUGAUAUAGGAAUACAAAAACAUACAUUAAGGAAAUAUAGCUCUAAUGAAAUUCAGAUAAACAAUGAAUUUAAACAAACCAAAAAAAGAACAGAUAAAUAUAUCCAAAAUACGAAUGGUAUGGUAUCUCUAAGGCAUGGUCGAAAAGGAUCUAAUAAUAAAGUUAAAAAAACAAAAGCCACUAAUACUGCUAUUACAACAAAGGGAAGUGGUUCUACUUCAGUAGAAGAUAAUAUGAAGAAAAUAUUAGAUAAUGUAACAAAUGAAACUGUCAAAUCAUUUGAACUAGAAGAAAUAGAUUCUGAUAAAAUAACUACUGAUUGCAAAAAUAAAUCAUAUGAUAUAUUUGAAAAUGGUGAAAAUUUUGAUCCGAUGAAACCUAAACAUGAAUUACCUAGAACACCAGUUCAUCAAAAUAAUGAAACAAUGUCUUACAAUAUUUCAAAUUCCUCAGUAACUAUGUCUAUUAUUUCUAUAAAGGAAAAUAUACCUCAAAUUCCUGCAGAACUCAAGCAAGCUGAAGUAAACUGGGAAGAACAUCAAGCUCAGCUUGUUAUAUGUAACAAAUGCAAAAGAAAAUUUCAUCCACUAAGAAUUGAAAAGCAUAGAUCUUGUUGUAAAAGAGUGUAA
Molecule: messenger RNA, 1515 nt
Organism: Eufriesea mexicana
Lineage: Eukaryota; Metazoa; Arthropoda; Insecta; Hymenoptera; Apidae
Exons: 7
Coding region: 97-1515 (472 amino acids)
Source: RefSeq, a predicted model, not a curated record